GCAGCAUUUCGUCUGCUUCGAACCUGACUGAAGUGUUGUGUCGGUGUUAUUCGGACUGCCAGGAGCUGUGCACCGCCCUGAAUUCCUCUGUCUGGUAGGGCGCCUGCUGUCAGUGCCUGUUAAUAAUAAUGCCUUCCACCCCCGAACGUAGGAACGACCGACCCUCGUUGUCGCGUCGCAGCAACCGCCACAACCAGCAGCCCACCGACGAGCAUCGCUCUCCCUUUCGAAGAGCUCAUCAAGCUCGUCUUACCGAUCAUUUUGACGCGUCGUUGAACCUUAGCCCUCCUUACGAAUCCAACUCCCCCCGUCAUCGCCGCAACUUCAGCCAAACCAAUUCCUUACGAAGUGCAUUCGCGUUCGCAUCACGUCUCGAUACCAUGCCGGACCGAGAAGCUGCACCCGAUACAUUGGCUGGGUACGACUCGUACGACUCGUACUCCAGGAGUCGGGAUCCUUUCCUCCUUUCGUCUCCAGUCUCGAAUCCUCCGAAUGAGCUCGCGGAAACGUACCGCCAAAUCGACGAUGCGGGCAGCCUCGUCGACGAGAAUCCAUUCGACGCAGAUUUUCAGCUUCCCAAUAUACGUGGCAGCCGUAGUCGAGGAUCGUCCUCGGCGUCGGCGAGGAAGAGAAGCGACUGGUUCGCGACAUAUGACCUGCACGACGUUACGAACGAGUCGCCUCCCCGGAAACAGGGUGACCGUGUCGAGGACGAGCGGCGUCUGAGAAGAGCUACCUCGAGUCGGUCGCCUGUGCUCAGCAAUGCAGGAACUCGAGACCCAUUGACCUCGGAGAAUCUCCAGCGACGCGACAAGGAGGAAGAACUUCAGGAAGGGGCAAUGGAGGAGGACGACAAUGAUCACGGGCCCAGGCCCCCGUUGAACCUGCCUUCGUGGGGAUCCCGGGCGGCUCAUCGUGGAAAGUGGUUGGAGAAGAUGACGCGCCGCAGCACGCUGCCGCUGGGUUCCACGGUGGACAGAUCGAAGGACCCCUCGCCUCCGAGGGUGAAUCCGGACCGGGACGUACAAAAUAAUGUGGAAGAAGGGACCAUGGCUGAAGAUGGCCCGACAGGAAAAUACGGCAGAAUUCCCCUCUCUGACGCGCAAAAUAAGUUAUCUCUGGAACAAAACGCCCAGAAAGGGACCGAAAUCCCCAAUACACCAGUCACGAUAUUUCCCAAGUCCUAUUUCGCCAAGAAAAGUCCGAUCGACAGGGACUCACGCGUGUUACUUCAAAGAUUGUCCCGCGCCGAAAGCCCUGGGCAGCCAAGUACCAACACCUUCAAGACUCCAGAAGCCCAGAAGGUGUCCGAAAGGCCCCGGAUCUACGAUAAGACGCCGGUGGUGACCGGUGCUUGGAUCGACACCCCGAUGACGGAACGAGUUGACAAAUUCCCCGAAGAACUUUCGCGCGAUAUCGUGCCAUCGCCGCCGCAAAACCAUCGAUAUGCAUCAACUUUCCUGCCUCGAGAGUCCAGAAUCAGCGAAGUGUCAGAGCCUUCUGAAUCGGAGGCGAUGAGCAAGACGGAGGCUGAAAAGGGGAAGCAGGAGCAAGAGAAGCCAAGCCUUAUCAAGACGGAGCCUGUAGCGGAGAACAAGCCCAAGGACGACGAGGCAGAACGGAGUAUUGGAGGACCUAACAAAGAAGGUCCAAAAGAAGAACCGAAGGAGGCGAGACAACAAGGAAAGCAACCGGAAGCGAACCAGAAACCCGCGUCGAAAAACAAGAGACCAUUGAUCAAACCAAAUCUGCCCAAGAGCGCGCUGGAGACGGUAUUACAAGACUUCAAAGCUCACAAGGACAUACUCGACGUUGGCGAUGAUACGAUCGAGUCCCUCCAGGGACUUCUUGAGGGGAAGCCGAGUGAGAAUGCUACUCCUGAAGAGGAAGAUGCUGCAUACGAGAAGGCUAUAAUGAAGAAGCUCGAGCUCGGAAGUUCCGGAGGCAACGAGACAGUGGACUUGGACCGUCUAAACGAGAAGCUGAAGUCUCUUGCGGACAACAUUCAGAAAGUCAAAUCCGGACUCAAGAGCCUGGAGGAACAGGCUACUCGCGACGCCGACACUCUGACUGUACCCUCAUCCAAGGGCUCCAAGCACUCACGAGCAACCAUCUGUGCGAAAUGCCAGGCCGAGACUGAAGGCCAGGUCUUCACCAUUUUCUCCUUUCCUCGGCUCUGGCAUCGCGAUCCAAUCUCCCGGCGCGUGCGGCCCACCGGCCUGGGAUGGUGCCUGCUUAUAUCCUUGGCCUGGUUCUGGUCCGAAACCACCAUGUGCGAUUACUACUGCCAUCCUUUCAUCUCGAAUGUCUGCGAGGGCAACUGUCUCCGGCCUGAUGCACCGCGGUUUCCCUACGUGAUCCCGACCAUGCUCUGGCGCUGGCUCAAUCUGUCGUCUCUCUUCACGCCGCUGUGGGCCGUCGUGAUUGCCGUUGGCAAAUUCAUCGCUCUCUCGCUCGGUUUGUGGGACGGCUAUGUCGAGGAGGCGCCCCGACCGUUAAAUCUUUCGGGUGAACUCCGCAUCCACGGAACCCGUGUCGUGAGCCUCGCAGAAUCCACAGCGGCAGCCAGCAGUGGCUUCUUCUCGCCGUCGAGGCUGUGGUCCGGAAGGGAGGAGCGGCCGGCGGUGCCCGAAGCUGUCCCGGAGUUGAAGCUGAACGGGGGGCGGAACCCCAGUGGAAGACAAGCUAGUGCUAACUCGUGGGAUGAGGAUGGGUCAAUGGAGGAUGACGAGGUUAUUUGAAAUCAAGUUACAGAUGACUCUUAUUAUCCCCUAAUUAUAACAACCGGACACAUCCACUGCUGCAUUAUCGUCGCAUUUUCCUACGUGCUUUUAGCAAGGGACAUGA
Aspergillus saccharolyticus JOP 1030-1 is the source of this 2847-nucleotide messenger RNA. RefSeq lists its product as uncharacterized. The transcript has a single exon. The coding region runs from base 129 to 2741 and encodes 870 amino acids. The record is from RefSeq and is a predicted model, not a curated record. NCBI's taxonomy places the organism in Eukaryota, Fungi, Ascomycota, Eurotiomycetes, Eurotiales, Aspergillaceae.